Messenger RNA from Phasianus colchicus (ring-necked pheasant), 2877 nucleotides. NCBI's taxonomy places the organism in Eukaryota, Metazoa, Chordata, Aves, Galliformes, Phasianidae. The record is from RefSeq and is a predicted model, not a curated record.
GCUCCCCCCGUUCCGUCCCGCCCGAAGGCAUUGCUUCACCCCGCAGCGGACCCGCUCCUCCCCGCGGGUCAGCUGACGGCCGCCGCUCUUCCAUCAUGGCCGCCCGGCUGCCGGCCGGCCCGGGGCGGCGGGGAGGCGAGCUGGAGGCCCUGUUCCUGCUUCUCCUGUGGUUCGCAGCCGCGGACGCAGCGGCGAGCCCGGAGCCGCCGCCUAAGUGCGAGGAGCUGCGGCUGGGGCAAUAUAUGUGUGAUGAGCCUAAAAUAGACAACAGCACACAGGAACCAAUGAAUUGCACAAAUCACACGGCGUAUGUUCAGUGCCUGCCAGCACCAAAUAUUACUUGCAGAGAUUACCUUGGCAUAGAAAAAGUCUUUACUGGACAGGAAGUUGGAUUUUACAAGCCUAUUGCAUGCCGUAAUGUUAAUGGAUACUCUUACAAAGUGGCAGUGGCUCUGUCCUUAUUUCUUGGAUGGUUGGGAGCAGAUAGAUUUUAUCUAGGCUAUCCUGCCUUAGGUUUGUUAAAGUUCUGCACUGUAGGAUUUUGUGGAAUUGGUAGCUUAAUUGAUUUCAUACUUAUUUCAAUGCAGAUUGUUGGACCUUCUGAUGGCUCUAGUUACAUUAUAGAUUAUUAUGGAGCAAGGCUCACACGGCUCACUAUUACCAACACAACGUUCAGGAAAAUGCAGACCUACCCUUAACCCUGGCAAAUUUUCUUCAAAGUUCCUUGGAUUUACUGUGGGGAAAAACAUAGCAGGAACAUGUAAGAGGAGAUCACUGACUGCAAAGAACAGAGCGUUCACCUUGAGCCCGAAGAGACUGCCCGACAUAUGGAUUGUGUUGGCAGAGGCAGGAGCCCAGGGAAUGCAGAGGUGGGGGGUAAUUUUUAGGGCUUUCGUUCCAUGGUCCCAUUGAUUAUAACCCUAUUAAGAGGAUGAUGCAUGCGACUUUUAAGUUAUUUUGUUAACUAAGUGUAAGCAAUGGAUGUGUCAUGCUAACAAACAUAAUUGCUGGUGUGUCUAAUACAGUAUGAAAGUACAGUAUAGUGAAUUUAAAAGGUUGUGGUAAUCUAAGAAUGUUAAAAGGGAAAUGUGUGCCUGGGGGGCGUGGGGGCUGGGGAGAAAAACGACUUACUUGACAUUCACUGUCUUCCUCCCAGCUCCUUCACUAAAGUAGGAACAGAAUCGGAACAAAAAAAUGUUUGUUUUACAGCUGUACCAAGUUACGGCGUGGACUCGUGCUCCCCCCUCCUCUCCCACUUGCAUCAAGUACAUCCUGUACUUUUGGCAACAUGUUGACUGGAUAUUUAAAAGCUGUGAACUGUUCUGAAAGUUUCACAUACUGGGUUAUGGGCCAUGUGUGUUUGAUCAAAAUUCAAUUACUGCACUGUACCAUGCUUGGAAACCUAUCAUCCCAAGUUAUGAAGUAUGACGAAAUAGGCUAAUCUAAUUGGUUCAGUAUGGGAGCAGUAUCAACCAAGCUUGUUAUGAUAAAUAGCUUCCUGUGUUAAAGGUUCUCUAGAGCUUAAGUAUCUUGGCUCACCUCCCUCUACAAAAUAAGAAUAGUGUUCCCUGGGAACAGUUACAUCACUGUCCCUCCUCUACAUUCACAAUUAAAGGUUUGUGGAUAUAUUUUUUUUUCAUCUUGCUGUUCCUUGAAUAGAUAAACUGCAGCCAUCUAUCCCAUUCCCCACUUCCAUCUCAUUCUCCUUCCCUCAGGUUAGGUCACUCUGUGCUUGCUGUGAGUCUACAUGUUCUGUUGCAGGGGUGGCAAGCUUGGCCAGGAUGCCACAUCCCUCCUUGGGGCUGGGGAUCUUAUGCUGGGGUGUCAAUAUAUGUGACGUGCACAUUCAUAUGAAGGCUUGGAAUUUUGGUGUCAAGUUAAAGGUGGAGGCACUUCAGUCUUUCUAAGCAUCUAAUAAAAGAACUUUGUUUAGCAAAGUUCAUGCCUGUGGAUGUACUGUUAUUUUCUUAAAACUGGAAUUUCAGUUCAUCAGUAACUAACACAAAUCCGGUCUGCAAGUGCUGGAUUAUGGCUAGGAAAAGACUAUGUUCUAAGCCUGGAUUUGUAGGCACUAAAUUUGUCACUAAGACAAUGAACUGUCUCCCACGAGAUGAUAGCAGCUUCAUGAUUUUAUCUGGCCCAUCCUUGGCCAGCAGUACUUAGCUGGGAUUUCGAUGUCACAGGAACAGACAGUGCCGAGGGAAAAAACAUGGAAAAGUGGCUCCUAAUGCUCUGGCUGUCCAAUUUUUUCCUUCCUGAGCCACACCCCUGCAUGUGUCUUCUAAUUCAGAAAUCCCCCUCAGGCAAAAUAAUUGUGCAAUGACCAUUUUACAAAGGCACAAUAUGGGCCCGCUCUUGCAAGUGCCUCUAACUUCGUGGAAAUUUCUCCCAAGAAUAAAGUUAUUCACAUACUUAAGAGCUGAUAGAAUGAAUCCUUAUGUAAGUGAGUCUUCGUAUUAGCCCCAAGACUGCCUAAUACCUGGAUUAAGCCUGUACGGUGAUUAAUGCCUGUUUACUAUAUCUGUUAUCCCGCUGCAUUUUGCUCUUCAGCCUUGAUUAAGCCCUUUGCUUUACCAUUUAAAACGUCCUGCUUAACCUUCUGCUUACAAACGCACAUAGUGCUGAGCUCUGCAUUUUUAACUAGCACAAGUUCUACCAUAAAUAAUAGCAUUUAAUUUUAAAGUGCAGCAGCCACAGUCACCACUUGAUCAAAUGACAAAGAACAGCAACAGCAAACCAGAGAGCGCGGAAUUUUUCACAACAAAUAUCUGCAUUCACGUAAGAGAAAAAAAAUGCACCUUCCUGCUUCUGAUUAGCACUUUCUGUGCAGUCCUUUAUCGCAUAUGUUUAUUAAAAAAAUAUUAUCAAGAAUCUAAA